Messenger RNA from Pleurotus ostreatus (oyster mushroom), 1314 nucleotides. RefSeq lists its product as uncharacterized. The coding region runs from base 1 to 1314 and encodes 437 amino acids. NCBI's taxonomy places the organism in Eukaryota, Fungi, Basidiomycota, Agaricomycetes, Agaricales, Pleurotaceae. The transcript is spliced from 3 exons. The record is from RefSeq and is a predicted model, not a curated record.
AUGUACACCGACGAAGAUAACAAGGCUACACUCGACGACCCUACGAAAUUUGACGAUACCGCUCGUGAAGCCGACCCGCCACUCCCACCAUACUCUCACUCGCAUCCCGUAGAAUCAAGUAGGCAUCUCGUUGAAGAAUCGGUCAACUGGUUAAACGUUUCACGCGAAAACGAAAGCAUCAGCGGAACGUACACAGUAGACCCACAUCUCGAUAUUCCUGCGGCGCUCCUCGCUUUACCGAGCAACAAUGGGCGGAGUCGUGGCGAUAAGGAAACGGAAAGGAUGAACUUGGCCCUUGAGACGAAGGAGGGGGACAUAGACGUCACUGUGCGUAUCAUCGGCGAGAAUGGGAACGUAGGUGGCCUGGCUGGGAGCGCUGCGGAGAUAGAGCAGAAGGUGAAGAUCAGGAUGCGGUCACCCAAGGGGUCCAUAACUUGUAGAAUCGUCCCCAUAGACGAGCCGACUGACCCCAGCCAAGGCGUCACGCGCCCGAGGUUCAUCGCUUACGCCUCGGCGGACAACGGCUCGGUCAACGUCCUACUCCCUCGUUCGUUCGCGGGGUCCAUCUCAGCGUUCGCGGGAUUAUCGCCCUCGCCCAGGGGCCCGAUAGAACUGUCUCCAGAUCUGCGGCAAAACGCCAGAAUACUGAUGGACACCGAUCGGAAGAGAUUCUUCGUAGGCGACUUUACGCAAUUCGAUAGACACUCGAGCUGGGAUGCGCUAAGUAUUGGCGUGAGCAGCGGGAGCGUGAAGGUGGCAUAUAACGACGAGAGUUUCACUGAAGAUGAGGUAGACGAGGAACCACUCCUUGUGGCCAAAGAGGUGUCAGAGCCAAUCGCAGAUGAAGAGCCCCGCAUCGUAGCCAUGGAAGUGCGAGAAGCCAUGAUAGAUGAAGAUGAAGACCCUACUAUGGAAGAUGACGAGGGUAUACCCGUUAACGACGAGGGCACUGGUGCUGCGGAAGAUGAGACUAUAGCCGACGACGAGCCACUGAUUGUAGACAGGGAUAUAGCGGAACCAAGCCCCGAGGAGGGACCCAUGGCAGAUGAGGGGUUCGCCGUGGAAGAGGGUCCUAUCUUUGAUGUGGACGACGCGAGUAUAGACGAAGAGAUUGCGGAAGAGAUUGACGCAGCAGACGUGAUGGAUGGAGUUACGGUGCCGGUGUUGGAAUCUGGGUCGGGUGGCGAGUUCGAUAGGCAUCAAAGAGCGAAUCGUAGGCACUCACUAGAGCUGACCGCCGUAGAUUGCCCAGCACUACCGGAUGAAACACUACCACUGUUAGCCUGCAAUGUACCAGCUUUAGUAUGUACUUGA